Mizuhopecten yessoensis (Yesso scallop) is the source of this 3013-nucleotide messenger RNA. RefSeq lists its product as uncharacterized. Bases 964 to 1794 code for a protein of 276 amino acids. NCBI's taxonomy places the organism in Eukaryota, Metazoa, Mollusca, Bivalvia, Pectinida, Pectinidae. The record is from RefSeq and is a predicted model, not a curated record. The transcript has 3 exons.
AAAUGGCUACAAACACUCCAAAUUCAAACCUAUUAAGGAGAUGCCUAAAUGACUAUAUAGGCUCUGAAGAGGAGGCAAUUGCAAAACAAGUUUUGACAUGGGUUGUCACUACAAAUGAUUUCCGGCAUGGAUUCUAUAACUUGAUGAUAAAAGCUAGUAAUGCUGGGGAGGGGACAACGUUCAGCGAUGCAUCGAUCUAUCUUCAACAAAUUGACGAAGUUCGGGAGGCAAUUCAAAACAAUUAUGCAGGCGGAGUUCCAACGUGUGGACUGGUUUUCUUGAAAGACAUUCUUAAUGUAUCUGUUCUUCAAGAUUUUGUAACAGAUGGAGUUAAAGCCAUCGAGAAAUACACCGACUCUGUACACGCAUUCAUGACGUUGUUGGAAUUCCUGCGUGGUAGGUUAUUAACAGGUUAACAUAAUGUUGCACCCUGUUGUAAUAAGUAUCAUAUCUUUUGGCUUCAAUUUAAUUAUUUGGAUGUGAAAGAAAAUAAAUACUUUAUCCUCGAAAUUUGUUUAAGUGAGUUGGCUUUUCCGUUCGUGCCGCUGUAUCACGUAACCUGUACUUUCGCUUUCCGGAUACUUGUUAUUAUGGCCAGUGUUAUGCACAUUGUAUAAGUAUAUAUAUGUGUGUAACACAGUGAUGUUAUGUGUUGUAUUCUUUUGGUGACCGGACUGACCACUUUGAACAUGCAUGUGCAAUGCAACGCUUUUUUUUUCCCCCCUCUUUUCUCUCUCUUUCUUCACUUGGGCACUUUAAAAAUUUACACCUAGAGAAGUACAAGGGGUCGGACCUACAUUUAUUGCCUGAAGUUUAUUUAUCAUCGAUGGUCGUGGUAUGCUCGAUUGAUAAUUCAUCUAAAAAUAUCCUCAGCACUGCAGGAAAAGAAAAAAACAUGAAAAGGCAAUACAGAAACUGACCACAACGUUGGCUCCAACAAAUGGAAGUAAAGGGACAAAUAUUAUGGUUGCCUUGGCCCAUCACCUGUUUUCCCAGCUGGUACCAGGGAAGAAGUAUGAGGUCGAUAAAUAUGCAAAGCAAAUACCAAAACAAUGCGACUGUGGCUGUAAGGCCAGGAUUUGUGAAGGAAAUACUUCAUUAGGGUCACUGGGAACAUGGCAUGGCAGAGUCGAUAUCCUCUUGAACCAUACAAUUGCUGUGGCCUUUCUACAGGAACUUACAGACAAGGAUGACGAGGGCGAAACUGAUGAUUCAGGUGAAGAUUCCAACGAAGACGAGCCUAGAAGUAAACAAAGAAAGAUGGACAGUUGUGGGAUCUGUGUUAAGGAAAAAACUGCAAAGAAACAUGACAAUAUUCUCCUCGAUCAAAAAGUCAUGAAACAAAUCUUGGCCGAAGCUAUAACAAAUGGAUUUGCUCAAGUUAACAUGAAUAGCACAGCACUAUCCCAUUUCUUGAUUCCAACUUUUGGAACCACAUCAGAACAUGUUACUAUUUGUCUGUAUGACUCUGAAAACGAUUACUUACUACACAUACAGGAACAUCUGGAGUUGUGGUGUCCAGGUGAGAUGUCAGACCAGCUGAAUGUCAUGACCAUAGUUGUCAUUUGGCUUUUCUUAAAUUUCGUUACUUUUACUCAGAAAAAAUUGCAUAAUGUGGUAGAUCUUGACAAGUCAGGUUUACAUCAGGAACUGAAGGGGCGCCUGGAUUAUUACAAAAAGGCCACAACAAAAGGAAAUUUUGUUUCACCAACAUCAGGUGCAUUGAUGUGGACAUUUCUUAACCCUACAGCCAAACCUAGAAAGAACUUUUUCGAUCACCUGAAUUGUAAGUGACUGUAACUCAAAACACAUUUUAUCCGUUGUCAUCCUUUCUUAUGUCAAGUUUUAACAAUUUUGUCUUCAUAAGAACUGAUGAAUGGAUUUUGUCAAAACUGUAAUUCUCAUAACCCCAGGGUCAUUCAUUCCCUUGACCCUGGGAAGAAGGUAAAGUUAACUAUAGUUUACAGGGAAACAAUACUUUGGUUUAUAUUUCAUAUUAUUUUGUGUGGAAAUGAUUAUAACUUGGCAUACUUUCCAAAUUUCUUCUUCUGCUUAAGAAUUAAAUUGACUCGGGUGACCGUUAAGGCCAUUGAGCCUAUUGUACUUAUUGCUAGCUAAAUGCCAUCAUUUGACCUAUAGCUAGCUUAAUUACAUUAUUUGACUUAUAACUAGCUUACAUAGGUAAACUUAUACCUAGCUUACAUCAUUUGACCUUGAACCAUCUUACAUCAUUUGACCUAUACCUAACUUACAUCAUUUGACCUAUAGCUAGCUUACAUCAUUUGACCUAUACCUAGCUUACAAUACAUCAUUUGACCUAAAGCUAGCUUACAUCGUUUGACCUAUAACUAGCUUACAUCAUUUGACUUAGUUAGCUUACAGCAUUUAAAUUUGACCUGUAGCUGGGAUAGGCCUUUAAUAAAUAUAUCUUUCAGGUUCAGUUGUUUGAUGUGGGUCUAGUUGAAAAUAUAAAACAGCUUGUUAAUAAUGUUAACAGAUUCGUUGAGGCAAUGCACAUGAGCGCAAAAGGAAGAUUAAACGAAAAAGUGUGCAUGACAUAGUUAUAGUAACAUACAUGGCGAUAAACAAAUAAUUAGCAAAGGCAACCCAGACACUCAGGAGUACAUUGAUAUGGGUGAUCUUGUUGUGUAUUAGUUCUGAUAGAUUCUUCUUGGUCAUGCAGGUCCAUAUCUUGAAGAGAAAUUGACUCGGGUUGGGAAUAAAUUACAUCAACACCUUCCCUUUCCGCCGUCAUUGUUGGCUAAAGAAUAUUUAUAAAUAGGUCCAGGCGAUGUACAUUAUGUGUGUUUUGUUUGAACAUCUAUAAAUGCAAUCACAUGUGGAAGGUGCAAUUUCAGAAAUAAAGCAGAUUUCCUUGACGAUUAAUUAAUUAAUAGUUCCACGCGAUGUACAUUAUGUGUUUUGUUUAAACAUCAUUUAUGCUAUCAUAUGUGGAAUGUGCACCUACACGAAUAAAGCAGACUCCCUUGUUGAGACACACAGAUUGUGCGAG